This is a messenger RNA of Penicillium vulpinum, 2127 nucleotides long. RefSeq names its product Zn(II)2Cys6 transcription factor domain-containing protein. Gene Ontology annotation, molecular function: zinc ion binding; DNA-binding transcription factor activity, RNA polymerase II-specific; RNA polymerase II transcription regulatory region sequence-specific DNA binding. Gene Ontology annotation, biological process: regulation of DNA-templated transcription; cellular response to starvation. The transcript is spliced from 3 exons. The record is from RefSeq and is a predicted model, not a curated record. NCBI's taxonomy places the organism in Eukaryota, Fungi, Ascomycota, Eurotiomycetes, Eurotiales, Aspergillaceae. The coding region runs from base 1 to 2127 and encodes 708 amino acids. Gene Ontology annotation, cellular component: nucleus.
AUGAAUAUGGAAGCCAAGACCGGCUCCCCGAUUCCUGCAGAGGACUUCAGUGGAGAUCGUGACUCUGCCGAUAUCACAGAACACGAACAAAUGGACGUAAAGCCCAAAACCAAUGGCGAUAGCAAGGCGGACCGCAAAGCAGCAAAUGCCAAGGAUCCCUCCCGACCGCGACGGAAGAAGGCCCGGCGAGCUUGCUUUGCAUGCCAACGAGCUCAUUUGACUUGCGGUGACGAAAGACCGUGUCAGCGUUGCAUUAAACGUGGUCUUCAAGAUGCUUGUCAUGAUGGUGUUCGUAAAAAGGCCAAGUAUCUCCAUGAUGCUCCAGAUGGGGCAUUGAUGCCAGCUGUUAGUAGUAGCAGCAGCACCAGUCUAUACAACAGCACGCUCCGCAAUAAUAUGCCUAUGUCUAGAAAUGGUGCAAAUUCCGUCAACUCCAGCCAGCAACACAACCAACAACACAGCCAUCAACACACUCCGCAUAACCAACAACAAACCAAUACCACGAAUAACAACUUUUAUCCUACGCCCCAGACGCAGGCAGGGUCCUACAAUCCCUACCAGGAAUCAUCCAUGAGCCAAAGCCCUUUCACCAACCAAUCACCCGUUUCACCUACUUUCAACAUGAAGACCAGCACCAACGGUCGAACUUCGAGUCUUUCUUCGACUGUAAACCAGCAGCCUACUCCAAGCACUGCUCUCUCUGGGGAUUCAAGUCAGUCCCAGAAUCCUUUUGCAGGGCCAUUUUUUGAUCCCAGUGAUCCAGCGCUCUUCAACUUUGAUCUAUCGAGCAUGAACUUCGAAAAUCGAUACGGGGCUCUCGAAUUUGGCAUGCUUGGGCAUAUGGCCACUGGGGCAGCCGGUGACUCCCCGACUGAUUCUGCAGGACAGCGAGGGUCGAUCGGCCGCAGUGGAUCAGCCCAAUUCUCUACACCAGCUCCUGGAUAUGGAGAAAGCCCGGGAACUCAACCUUUCAUGUUCGGUGAUCCUAUCCUAAAUGAUUGGUCGGCCUCGGGCCAGCAUGUGAAUGUCGGGGGUGUGUAUGGACAAAAUAGCAUGCUUUCCGAACACAUGAAACCCGAACACAUGAAAGCAAAUGCACCACAUGCAUUUGCGAUCGAAAGUGGGCCAGCAAGUUUCACUAGUCCUGGCUCAGCCCAAAGCCCGAGCAUUGCAACGGCUACAUUCGAAGACGGCCCAUUCAACAAUAUCGCUCCUGCUCCCAAGUCCAAGUCUAACAACCUGGUGCCGAAUGGCCAACGCCAGGUGUCAUCGGCAUCGAUUUUGAAGCACCCAAAUUUGCAGGUUGGCCCUAAACGGCGCCACCGCAACCCUUCCUCAAUAUACGAGAGUGUGAAGGAGCCAUACGCUUACACAAGUGGUUUCCACAAUCUUACUGCUUUCAUCCAGCGUCGCUUUACGCCGCAAAAGACCGUGCGAAUUGCCAAGGCUCUUGCGUCUAUUCGACCCUCUUUUAUUGCAACUACUAAGACCCUUAAUCGCGAUGACCUCAUAUUCAUGGAAAAAUGCUUCCAGCGAACGCUCUGGGAGUACGAGGACUUCAUCAAUGCAUGUGGAACGCCAACCAUUGUCUGCCGACGCACCGGCGAGAUCGCCGCCGUAGGCAAGGAGUUCAGCAUCCUAACCGGAUGGAAGAAAGACGUGCUUCUAGGAAAAGAGGCAAACCUCAACGUCAACACCGGUUCUUCAGGCGUACCCCAGUCUGGGACAACGUCGCGCGGUAGUUUCACACCGCGCGGCUCAACAUUAGAGAAUUCCAGCAGUGGACGCCCCCAGCCGGUAUUCUUGGCUGAACUCCUCGACGAUGACAGCGUCGUAGAGUUCUACGAGGACUUUGCGCGUCUGGCAUUUGGUGAUUCUCGUGGUAGUGUCAUGACUCGGUGCAAGCUGCUCAAAUACAAAACCAAGGAGGACAUGGAGAUUGCACAGUCCGAUGAUCACGGAAAGUGGAGCAAUCACCUCCGCAAGGGUGGCAUUGCUGGCGAGGCUGGCAUGAACCAGCUCGGUUUCAAGGACGGAAAAGUCGAUUGCGCGUACUGCUGGACAGUGAAACGCGAUGUGUUUGAUAUCCCAAUGCUCAUUGUGAUGAAUUUCUUGCCAUGCAUUUGA